This is a messenger RNA of Rattus norvegicus (Norway rat), 4538 nucleotides long. It is a transcript of the gene Dck, whose product is annotated as deoxycytidine kinase. Gene Ontology annotation, molecular function: ATP binding; deoxycytidine kinase activity; deoxyadenosine kinase activity. Gene Ontology annotation, biological process: CMP biosynthetic process; carbohydrate derivative metabolic process; dAMP biosynthetic process. Lineage: Eukaryota; Metazoa; Chordata; Mammalia; Rodentia; Muridae. The record is from RefSeq and is marked validated. Bases 335 to 1117 code for a protein of 260 amino acids. The transcript has 7 exons. Gene Ontology annotation, cellular component: nucleus.
AUGCGAGGCCCGCCCCCGCCGGCUCACAGCUCGUCGCGCAGGGUCAGUCGCCUGGCUCUCCGGGUUCGCUUCACAAGUCCCGCCCCCUGCCCUCCUCUCCCGGGGCGCCUCGCCCUCCCGGUGGAGUUGCGCACUGUGCAGAGCUCGCGAGGGCAAGGCUUGGAGGGUGGGAGUCGGGGCUGCCAGGGCGGGGUCCUUCGCAGGCCCGCCCAGUCGCCUGCGCCUCCGCGCGCCAAAGUCAAAGUGCGGGUCCCGCCGGCGCGAGAUUGACGCUGCAACCCCGAGCUACCGACGCCGCCGCCGCCGCCUUCCUGCAGGUCCCGCGUCCUUAGGCAUGGCCACCCCACCUAAGAGGUUCUGCUCUUCUCCCUCAACCAGCUCUGAGGGCACCCGCAUCAAGAAGAUCUCCAUCGAAGGGAACAUCGCUGCCGGGAAGUCAACGUUUGUGAAUAUCUUAAAGCAAGUCUGUGAGGAUUGGGAAGUGGUUCCUGAGCCUGUGGCCAGGUGGUGCAAUGUGCAGAGUACCCAAGAUGAGUUUGAGGAGUUGACAACAUCUCAGAAGAGUGGUGGGAAUGUUCUUCAGAUGAUGUAUGAGAAACCUGAGCGGUGGUCUUUUAUCUUCCAAUCAUACGCCUGUCUCAGCCGGAUCCGGGCCCAGCUUGCCUCUCUCAACGGCAGGCUCAGGGAUGCAGAGAAACCUGUAUUAUUUUUUGAACGAUCUGUGUAUAGUGACAGGUAUAUUUUCGCAUCUAAUUUGUAUGAAUCUGACUGCAUGAAUGAAACAGAAUGGACAAUAUAUCAAGACUGGCAUGACUGGAUGAAUAGCCAGUUUGGCCAAAGCCUUGAAUUGGAUGGAAUAAUUUAUCUUCGAGCUACUCCAGAGAAGUGCUUAAAUAGAAUAUAUAUACGGGGAAGGGAUGAAGAGCAAGGCAUUCCUCUUGAAUAUUUAGAGAAACUUCACUAUAAACACGAAAGCUGGCUCCUUCAUCGGACUCUGAAAACCAACUUUGAAUAUCUCCAAGAGGUGCCUAUCCUCACAUUGGAUGUUAAUGAAGACUUUAAAGACAAACACGAAAGUCUGGUUGAAAAGGUCAAAGAAUUUUUGAGUACUUUGUGAUUGCACAGGAGACAACAGGCAACAAAAUGUUUCUACAUACUUCAGUUUUGUAUAUUGCCAUAGCUUGAUAUUACUGCAAAAGUCUUUAGAAGAUUAAAGUUUUUAAACCAUUUUUGUUUUAAGAAAAACCCCUUUCCUUUAUAACAUGUAUAUAUAUAUAGUUUAUUUAAUAUUUGUAAUCGUAUGUAAAACUUUGUGUCCUUCCUUUACUCCCUACAUCCUCUGCUUCUGGUCGUCCUUCCUUUAGGUUUUAAAUCAGAGGUGUGUAAUCUCUCACAACAGGAAGUACGGAAGUAGAUUUUCCUAGAAUCAGUGCAGUGAAUGGAUAAACUGUUCUAACAGGCCCAGUCUUCUCUGCCUUCUCAGUUGUCAUCCUGAGCAGGUUAACGUGUUUUCAUGGUGUUCAGUGGCGAGCAGUUUCAUAACUGGACACUUUACCAUGAGGAUGCAUAUCUUAUGUAAGGUAGUGUACCUGUUAAAAGCUGAGAAGUGGCGUUUGAGGAGUCCUUGGGGUAGGGAUGUCACAGCGUUUGCGUUGUUUUCUUCCUGUUCCCUUUGGUCGAGCUGGAGAUGGAAGCCCUACAGAGCUGUCCCUAGCCCUUGAUGUUUUCAUCAAGUCCUCUCCUGCUCUGCUCGAUGUGAGGGUGAGACCAUGUUAGCAGCACCACAGUGAUGUUCACUGCUGUGGCUGGUGCGUUUGUAGAGGAGGAGGUUAAACUCUUUCCAGUUUGAUAAAUGUAUAAUUACUUUAUAAGUCUCGUAAUCUUUAAUCUGUUUCUUUUUUUUUUUUAGCAUCUUUUUUUUUUUUUAAGAUUUAUUCAUUUAUUAUAUAUAAGUACACUGUAGCUGUCCUCACACACACCAGAAGAGGGCAUCGGAUCCCAUUACAGAUGGUUGUGAGCCACCAUGUGGUUGCUGGGAAUAUAACUCAGGACCUCUGGAAGAGCAGUCAGUGCUCUUAACCGCUGAGCCAUCUCUCCAGCCCUUUAAUCUGUUUCUUUGUCUGGGAAGAGUAUUCUUUAUUUGCAUGAAAUUUUGCAUCAGAAGAGAUCUCUACUUAAGAGGUAGCUAAAGUUUAUUACAUGAGUCUAAAGCUUCAUUAAGGUAGCUGUUGCUUGUUUGAAUUAUGUUUUUUGUUUUUUUUUUUUUUUAAGACAGGGUCUCUACAUAUCCCUAGCUGUCCUGGAGCUCACUAUAUAGACCAGGCUGGCCUGGCCUUGAAUUUACAGAGGUCCACCUACUUCUGCUUCCCUCCCCACUCCCAGUGCUCAGACUAAAGGUGUGCAGUAGCACACUGGGCUCUGAUUUUUUUGAAAUUAUUUGAGGUAACCUUCCUCACUAAUUUUCUUUUAGUUCUCCUGUAAAAUGAUCAUAGAAGGUUUUCCUGUAAAAUGAUCACAAGGUUUUCCAUUUUUCCACAGCCCUGAGUUGAUAACGGGUGGUCUCUCUUUAGCUUUGGACAUGGUGAGACACUCAGAGGCCUAGGUUAGCUUUUGAGCCUCCCAGUCUGUUCAGCCCCACCUCUGAUAGGCAGGCUGCUGACCUGAGAUUUAAACCCCAUUUCUGCUGAGAGUGCUGUGGUCACACUAGGCUUCAUAGUUUGCUUGCUUUGUAGAAUUUUUCUUAAAAGUAGUCACAGAGAAAUUACUGAUAAAACAACUUUUCUUUAUAUAUAGUGCAUCAUGGAAAUGUAACAAUUUUGUUGAACUAGGUAAUAAAAUUAACAAAGACCAGGAGGCCUAAAUCUCCCACUAAGAAUGCACGUACCUCUGAACUACUUUUAUGUUUAGUUGUAAGUAUGCUUGGAUUCAACUUACGCCUACAUAGAAUUAACCAAGUUUUUUUUUUUUUUUAAUUGUUUGUUUGCUGUAGUUUUUAAAGUUAAAAUGUGUGUCAUUUUUACCAAGUAAUUAACCUUUCUAAUUCAUAUUAAGAAAAAUGUAUGCUGGGGUUGGGGAUUUAGCUCGGUGGUAGAGCGCUUGCCUAGGAAGCGCAAGGCCCUGGGUUCGGUCCCCAGCUCUGAAAAAAAGAACCAAAAAAAAAAAAAAUGUAUGCUAAAUGUAAAUAAGAAAUACUCAAGUUAAUAAAAAAAAAAAGAGAAAUGUAUGCUUUCUUGAAAUGAAUUGCAUUUCUUUUGAAGCUAUAAUUUUUCUUUCUAAAAUGUUACCUUUUCUUUUUGGUUUCUUAUUCAAAGAUGAUAAUUCAGUGGGCCAGCACUGAUCUUUGAAAAGAGGAAUCAAUUUCAAGUCGGUAAUAACUGUAGCUUAUUUUGUGAUACUUGUUUUUUGUUGUUGUUUGAUAUAAAUACAUUUGUCCACUCAAAUAUUUGUCAAUAAAUGAAUUUAAAGUUCUUGAGCCAUAUGGGGAGAGUUUUAAUUUUCCAAAGCAGGCGUCAUUUAGUUUUCUUCUUGGAAUUUUCCAACUUUGUAUUUUCCACUUAGGUCUAUGAUCCAUUUUCAGUGUUGUGACGAUAAUCAGGUUUGUUGUGGAUUUGUGUGUGUGUACACACGUGCACUGUAUGCCUGUUCCAAUACCACCUUUGCUUCCUUUUAUGGCUUUGCUCAGCUUUUUGGAGACUAUCUUUAUGCAAGCCUUUCCCUAGUUUCUUGACGUUGGUUAUUUUAUUCAUCUUUUUUUUUUUUUUUUUUUUAACAAUCCAGACUUUAUCCCCUUCCUGGUCCAUCCUCUGACUGUUCUACCCCAUCCCAUACCUCCUCCUCCAUCUACAAGAGGAUGUCUCCCCCUUCCCCGCCAGUUGUAGUUUUAUAGUAAUCCAGUUGACUGGUGCCAUCCUUCCAUUUGCCUGUUUACAAGUCUUGGCCUGGAACUCAGUCCUGCUCCAGUGUCCUUGGUGCUGGUUUAUAGCUGUGCACCACAUGGUCAGCUUCUUUUCAGUGUUGAGCUGGGCAACGCUGAGACCUUUCGUCCCCUAUGGAAAUGUUAGAAUCGGUUUGCCAGUAGCCACAAGAGAACUUGCUGACAGCGCCGAUUGGCAUGUUGUUGGGUCUAUAGAUCGAGUUGGGAAGCUCUGACAUUUGGAUACUCAUGGAGCUCUGUCAUUUUGCUGUCAGUGAACAUGGAUGGGUAUCAUUUCAUUUAGUUCACUGACAGCUUCAAAGUUGUGUCUUUUUUAUCAUACAGAUCGCAUAGAUCUUCUAUGUGUUUUUGUUUUACGCCUAAGUGGUAAUGCGUUUGCUAUGUUAAUGUAUUCUAAGUUUUUGUUCAUUUCUGUUGUUCUUCCGCCUUAAUGAUCUUGCUGUGGACAGAGACUUUCUCUGUCAUUGUUCCCAACAAAAUUGCCUUCUCUAUUCUUUUUAUUACUUUAGGUAGGACUUUGAGAGGGGAUUGUCGAACCUUGUUCCCGGUCUUACCAGGGAAGCUUUAGUUUUCUCAUAUUAAAGUAAUGUUAAUUGUUCCAGCU